UUAAUCUCUACACUUCUCUCUCUAGAAUAUUGAGUAUUGCUGACUUGAGCGUUGGAGUGUUUUCCCCGAGGAAACAUCCUCGGGAUUUUCAGGUGUAGAAGCAGCUAAAGACUUCAACAGUGUUAGAUUGUGAAGCUGUCGAAACAUUGGUGCCGUCUGUGGGAACCCGAACAAGAAGUUGUGUAACUUAACCUGCUGAAAGACAAAAUGGUUCGAACUUUUACAGGAGGUCGCCCCCCAAGGAAUGAGGUGGACGAACAGGAGGAUGCUCAAGUAUCUGAGCCCGGAUUGAAUGACUUUAGGCCAAUGCCAAGAAACCUCUUCGUCGGGGGAGCCGAACAGGAUCACCUAAGUGAAACAGAUGACGAAAGAACACCAACUGGGUAUGCAACCCAACCUGAACAGUUCCAAGUUCCAACAGGAACAAGACAAAGACCUUCUAGACCGUACAAUUUACAGCGUGAACGACCUGAAAGGUCAACAGAACCUGCUCGGACAACCGAGCUCGAAGAGAGAACCAGAGUUCUUGAAAUGGCAAUGGGAAAAAUCCUUGCCCAUCUGAUUCCUGAUGACCCCCUGAUUCCUUUGUUGAACAGGGAUGCGCAACCAGCUGCGGUUGUUGCAACUCGAAAUUCCCCCACUCUCAGCAACAUAGUAGUGCCGACCAGGCCAAGGGGAAGUGGGAAGUUGAAUGUCGAGCCCAGCUCGUCCAAACAUAGUGAAGAAUUGAUGAGAAAGAACGCAGAUCUUGAAAGACAGCUACGGGACGUACAAAAGUCUAUUGACGAGCUGAAAAGUCCUAGGUCGCAUCAACAGACUCUGGAUUUGGAUAGUGCACCACUAAACUUAUCCAUUACGGCAGAGCCGUAUCAAGAGGGAUUCAAAAUUCCCCACUUGGAGACAUAUGAUGGCACGGGUGACCCUGACGAACAUCUACACACCUAUCAAGCCAUCAUGAGAAUCCAAAACGCCAAUGAUGCCAUGAUGUGCAAAGUGUUCCCAGCAACACUAAAAUCAAUAGCCAGGAGGUGGUAUCACAAACUCCCCAGACAUUCAAUAGAUUCAUUCUCCCAGCUUGCCAAGCUGUUUUCUAAUAAAUUUGCGAGCCAAAGGGAGAUCAAGCGCACAGCAACCGAGCUGAUGCAAGUUAACCAGAAGGAAGGGGAGUCUUUGAGGGAUUACAUGCAGCGGUUCAACAAAGCCACCUUGGACAUUGAUAAUGUCCCAGACACGAUUUGCCUGUCCGCCCUGUUGCAUGGGUUGAAGCGUGGCCGGUUCCUAGACGACCUGCUUGAAAAUCCACCGAAGACGUGGAACGAGGUGAAUGACAGGUCGGCCAGCUUCAUACUGUCAGAGGACUUUCAGUCGUCCAAGCGACGAGCUGAUGAUAAGCAGAACAAAGGCCAGGAACAACAACCGAGAAGAGAAGAGAAGAAGAAACAGAAGGUCAGUGAGCAAUGGGGGAAACCAGUUGAGUUCCCGAAAUAUGCCAGUUACAUUCCUUUGACCUUACCUAGGUCUCAAAUCCUAGCACAAAUUCAGCACUGGGUUAGGAGACCUCCACCCUCACUACAUGAUUCUCCGAGGGUAGACAAGAGCAAGCAUUGUGACUAUCACCGUGUAUAUGGUCACAAUACAGAGGAUUGCCAACACUUGAAGGACGAAUUAGAGUUUUUGGCUCGUAACGGGAAGCUAGAAGGGUAUGUUCAGAAGUCUCACACCCAGCAACCCACUCAAACCCAUUUCGUACAGGCGUACGACCGACCUCAAGGGCAGAGGUACCAGCACGGUAGGACGCAGGAUGCAUAUCAGGAUACCCAGUAUCCUUCUGAGCAGGGCAAAGCAUACCGAGGACGUCCGUUCAACAGAAGAGGACAGGGACCGAGAACUAUCGCCCCGAAUCAAAAAGACAGGAAAGGGGUAGGUUAUGCGGGGAUACCCCCACCUUCUGGUACAAUAAACAUGAUCUCAGGUGGUGUUCACUCAGGGGGCCAAAGCGCCCGAGCUCGCAAGGCAUACGCCCGACAGGUGAUGACGAUUAACAAAAAUAGACCCUUGAAGCGGCCGUUUGAAGAAGUAGAAUGGGAGAAUACGCCUAUCACCUUCAGCCCGGCAGAUUACCAUUCACCAGAUAUCCUGUAUUGGAGUUGCUUCCAAAAGAUGCAGCUAAAUCCGAGCUUGCUGCAGAAGCACAAAGGCCCGAUAUAUGGAUUCGAUAACCAGCCCGUCCCAGUUGAGGGAGUUAUUACCCUUCCUAUAUAUGUGGGCUCAGAACCGCGCUUCAGAAUGGCUUCUGUCACCUUCAUGGUCGUUAAGAUGGAAUCAGCUUUCAAUGCUAUAUUAGGAAGAGCCACCCUAUGCGAGCUGAAAGCUGUUAUCUCACAGCCCCAUCUCUGUAUGAAAUUCCCAACUCCUCAGGGGGUAGGAGUGCUGAAAGGGAAUCAGAGGAUGGCUAGAGCCUGUUACCAAGACACGUUCAAGAAGGUCGAGCUCGCCGCAGCCCCAGCGAGCGCUGAAGGUCGCAAGCCAACCCAGUUCGGUCAACAAACAAUGAGCAUAUCAGACAUUGAGCAUCGACCUGAGAGCGUUGAGCAAAAGGCAGAGCCAGUAGAGCCAGUGGAAACGGUACCUUUAAACCCGGAUGUGCUGGAGAGAACGGUCCCUGAAAUGUCAAAGGAACAUCUGCAAGAGCUAUUAUAAACAUCAAAUAAGGAAGGUUCAUCAGGCGCACUGAUGAGAGAAAAAAUAAUUAUGAACUAAUAAAGCAACACUUAAUUG
Messenger RNA from Rubroshorea leprosula, 2778 nucleotides. The record is from the annotation of a GenBank genome assembly. Lineage: Eukaryota; Viridiplantae; Streptophyta; Magnoliopsida; Malvales; Dipterocarpaceae.